This is a messenger RNA of Pestalotiopsis fici W106-1, 1347 nucleotides long. RefSeq lists its product as uncharacterized. Lineage: Eukaryota; Fungi; Ascomycota; Sordariomycetes; Amphisphaeriales; Sporocadaceae. Gene Ontology annotation, biological process: transmembrane transport. Gene Ontology annotation, cellular component: fungal-type vacuole membrane. Gene Ontology annotation, molecular function: transmembrane transporter activity. The coding region runs from base 1 to 1347 and encodes 448 amino acids. The transcript has 4 exons. The record is from RefSeq and is a predicted model, not a curated record.
AUGUCGCAUCUCAAGGAUAAGGAGCCAGACUCUUCGCAGGAUCAAUCACAGCCUACAGGUUCAAACAAAUUCGAGAUAGACGACAAUCGGGAAAACGCGACCGAUUCUUCUGCAGCGGAUGAGGCUGUUGGAUGGAAAAGCCCCGCCCCGGAUGGAGGCAGCAAAGCUUGGCUAACAGUCUUGGGAGUUUGGUGUGUCGCCUUUUGUAGUUUCGGCUGGAUCAACAGUAUAGGUGUCUUCCAAGGUUACUAUGAAAGCGUUUUGCUCAAGGAUUAUUCAGCUACUGCUGUUUCCUGGAUUCCAUCGCUCCAAAUAUUUUUCAUGUUUUUCGGUGGUCCUGUCGUGGGGCGCAUAUUCGACUUAUCUGGGCCUCGAUAUAUCCUUCUGGUCGGCUCAUUUCUACAUGUCUUUGGUCUUAUGAUGUGUUCCUUGUCUCACAGCUAUUAUCAAAUCUUGCUCUCGCAGGGUGUCUGCAGUGCGAUUGGUGUUGCUGCAAUUUUCCAGCCUGCCAUAUCUUGUCUGCCAGCAUGGUUUGACAAGAAGCGCGGUGCCGCCUUUGGGAUUGCUGCCACCGGUUCCAGUAUUGGCGGCAUCAUCUUUCCCAUCAUGGUGGCUAGGCUGAUUCCUCAAGUCGGAUUUCCUUGGACGAUGCGGAUUUGUGCGUUUCUGAUACUCGGUCUUCUCAUCAUCGGAAACCUCACUGUUCGUGCACGCUUCCCUCCAAACCCCAAAACCAUGUCCCGCAAGGAUUUGCAUGAGCCCUUUACCGACAUCAAGUUCAUCUUUAUUUGUGUUGGUGUCCUAUUUCUCACAUUUGGCAUCUUUAUUCCCAUCAACUACAUCACGGUUGAAGCCUUGUCAAAGGGUGUCGCAUCGAGCCUCGCACAGUAUCUGAUCGCAAUCCUCAAUGCUGGAAGUGUCAUUGGCCGCUUGGGCUCCGGCGCGCUUUCGGACAAGGUUGGCGUGUACAACAUCUUCAUCUUUGUUUGUCUUCUGUCGGCCAUUUUCAUCCUGGCGCUCUGGAUACCCGCAUCUGGAAUAGGCGCGCUGAUUGCCUUUGCCGCCAUCUUUGGAUGCACUUCUGGCGCCUAUGUCGCCUUGGCCACUCCAAUCAUCGCCAAGAUCUCACCUCUGCCACAAAUAGGAUACAGGACUGGGCUAUUGUAUCUGUUCUCAUCAAUCGGUGGCUUGACGACCAACCCCAUUGCUGGUGCAAUUUUGGACAAGUGGAAUGGAUCGUACACCGGGAUGAAGAUCUUUUCUGGUGUCUUGCUACUGGUGGGUACAGCUUGCAUAUGCGUGACACGGCUCAUGGCAACAAACGGCAAGGCCAAUGCGAUAUUUUAA